CCCUCCGGAUCCCGCCCUGCUCCGUCACGGCCGUUGGCCCCGCCUCCUGUUCUAGAAUAAGUUCCCCGGAUGCGGCUCUCGCGCUCGAUCUUUCCAGAAGCCGCUGGUGGAGCAGGAAGCAGAGAGCCGAGCUGUGAGGGAGCCGCACUUACCGUCUGUGUUCUGGGUGGGUAUGGAGGGUAACCAUGGCAACCCGGGCUGGGAAAUCCGAGCUCGGGGGGGACACGAUCGGCCGCAUUCCCCGGGUCCCUGUGUCAUUAUUAUACCGGGGGGGGGGGCGACAUCCAUCGUGAUAGCAGUGACGUCAUCAGCCUCCAUGUCUGCCUCUCCCUUCAAAAUGUCGGCGGCUGUGAUGUCACGUGUUACUGCCCCCCCCCAGGGAAUAUAUUAUAAUAAAUAAAAAUAUAAUCUAUUCCCUGAGGGAGAGAAUGAGACCACCACAGACAUAAUAAAUAUAAAUUAAAUAAUGUUUGUGGUGGUCUCAUUCUCCCCCAGGGAAUAUAUUAUAUUUUUAUUUAUAAUUAUUAUGUUUGUGGUGGUCUCAUUCUCCCCCUCCUCAGGGAACAUAUUAUAAUAAAUAAAAAUAUAAUCUAUUCCCUGAGGGAGAGAAUGAGACCACCACAGUGGUGGUCUCAUUCUCCCACCCCCCCCAGGGAAUAUAUUAUAUUUUUAUUUAUAAUUAUUAUGUUUGUGGUGGUCUCAUUCUCCCCCCUCCUCAGGGAAUAUAUUAUAAUAAAUAAAAAUAUAAUCUAUUCCUUGAGGGAGAGAAUGAGACCACCACAGUGGUGGUCUCAUUCUCCCACCCCCCCCAGGGAAUAUAUUAUAUUUUUAUUUAUAAUUAUUAUGUUUGUGGUGGUCUCAUUCUCCCCCUCCUCAGGGAACAUAUUAUAAUAAAUAAAAAUAUAAUCUAUUCCCUGAGGGAGAGAAUGAGACCACCACAGUGGUGGUCUCAUUCUCCCACCCCCCCCAGGGAAUAUAUUAUAUUUUUAUUUAUAAUUAUUAUGUUUGUGGUGGUCUCAUUCUCCCCCCUCCUCAGGGAAUAUAUUAUAAUAAAUAAAAAUAUAAUCUAUUCCUUGAGGGAGAGAAUGAGACCACCACAGUGGUGGUCUCAUUCUCCCACCCCCCCCAGGGAAUAUAUUAUAUUUUUAUUUAUAAUUAUUAUGUUUGUGGUGGUCUCAUUCUCUCCCUCAGGAGGGUCAGCCAUUCCAUGUCAUGGACGAUGGGUAGAAGAUGGCGCUGGGUGGGAGCCAGGUUUCAGGGAUAUCCGUGAGGGAGUUGAGAUGCUGAGGUCAUAGCUUUCCCAUCUCUCAUUUCAUUGGAAACUAAUAUAUGUUCAAGGAAUUCCCCGGGUGUCGUAACCACUCUUAUUGGAAUGAAGUUGUUAUGGUGCGAGGAGGUCUGACGCUUCUGAUGAGGAAUAGGCGGUUGAGGCGCAGAGAUAAUGGGUGGCUGACUGAACACCUACACAUUAAACCGUCUACUGUAACUCCUUGAGGAGAGCUGGCUUCCAGGACCUCCUUACAACAUAAACUUGAAUCCCAGGUUGUAACAUAUUGGAUUUUUUUUUUUUUUUAAUUGGCCCAAGCUCAAUUAUAGGUAAACUAGAGCACUUCACCGGCUUAAUUGUUUAGCGUACACAUACUACCAUUCAGGUUUCAAUCCGCUAUGACUCGUGCGUAAAAACAAUAGAAUUAAAUCUCUUCCUAAAAUCACUUUAGCCAGAAUAGUUUGUAUUUUAUUCCAUUUUUUUGUUUUGGGCCAGGAUCUAUUGACACAAACGAUGUCACUAGGUGUGAUUGAAAUUUGGCCGUGUAGUCUCAUCUUUGUGUGUUUUAAUGUAUGGGGCCAAUAAUAUAUAUUAUUGUUGACAGCAGACCCCUAGAUGGGUAAACCCUAGUAUGGGGAUGUCACACUUACACUCAGAAAAGUAGCAGUUGCAUGGAAUGUCAUAAGAAUUUAAAGGUCCUCUAAAAGCACUAUAAUCUUUAACUAUUAGUCAUAUUGAUUUGGAGUUGCAUAGUUAAUCAGGACCCUCUUCAACACUCAUAGCCCACCCUUUAUUACUUCAAUUUUAUAAAGAGGCCUAACCUAGAUGCUAGUCCUAGCUUGAGCUUGGUUAGCCCAGCAACAACAGCCCAAAGUUGGAUGGGCCAAUGCUUGCUGUUGCAAAAGUGUUAUUUUCUACUUUUUUUUUUUUUUUUAAAUAGCCAUUUAAAAUUUGACACCCAGAUGUCUUUGCUGACAGGUUCAAUGCUUCCUGAAUACUACAGUACAUUUUAAUGUUUAUAGUGCCUACACAAUUAAGUAUGACGUGUGUUUCCAUUAAGGAUGUUUUAAAAUAAUAUGGAAGGGAAGUAGCUGCAGCAAUAUACUAAUUACAUGAGCAUCUCUGCAGACGGAAGGCGUAAAGGUCAGGUUUUUGGGCUGAUGAAUGGGGGGAGGGUUGUAACUGUUGCCAGCAUGUUGUACAUGCUGAUGAAAUACUUCCAAUAUGCCCAUUUUUGCCAUUCGUCAAUGCAGAACUCUUGUUCUAGGCUGGCUGAUGAUGCUGCUGGAGGUGGUUAUACCACUGGCAGUAAAAAGGUUAAACUCUAUAUGUGCAGCAUUUUAUAGCAAUGGGGUUACUAUGGUAACUCCCUAAUAGCUGUCUAGGGAGUAUAGGAACAGUGACAUAUGUCACUCUGUUCAGACACUGGUAAUGAAGCCAGUAUGUCGAAAUCCUGAGUGGUUUGCCCUGCUUUGAGUAAAAGUGUCCAAGCAUGGUAAAUCUAAGAGGCCAGGCAGACCAGAGUUGGGUGUUACACCCACAAAGCUGAGGAAGUGUCUGCAUUGGAUCGCAGAUGAAGUGAACAUGUGUUACAAUUUUACAUUAAAUACAUCAUGUGUCCUUGUGAUUUAUUCAACUUAUCUGCUGGUGAUUUUAGCGCAAGUUAAUAAAGUAACAGGUUUACAAAAAAAUCCCUGUGUGAUGGCAUAACUUUCAUUCUAUUUUAGCUGAGUGCUUAGUAUUUAAAGGGAUACUCCAGGCACCCAGACCACUUCUGCGCAUUGGAGUGGUCUGGGUGCAAACUCCCACCACCCUUAACCCUUCCAGUUGUAGUUAUUGCAGUUUUCAUAAACUGCAAUAAUUACAUUGCAGGGUUAAGUCCUCCUCUGGUGGCUCUCUACUAGACAGCCACUAGAGGAGACUUCAGUGUUCAUAGAAACCCGAAAAGUGGUUUAAAACGACACUGGGUGUCCUCACACUAUGUGAGGACCUCCAGCGUUGCCGAAAUCCCCAUAGGAAAGCAUUGAAAGCAUUAUUCAAUGCUUUCCUAUGUGGACGUCUGAUGCGCAUUAGGUCUCAGACGGCCGCGCAUGUGCAGUAGGGCUCGGCUGACGUCGGUGCUGGAUUCAGGUAAGUCACUUAAGGGGUUUUAACCCCUUCAGCAACUUGCGGUGGGAGGUAGAGGGUCCUGCAGUGCCAGGAAAACUGUCUUAAUGGCACUGGAGAAUCCCUUUAAGUGAUUGCAUAUACUGGACUGAGUGGUCGUUCCUUGUUUCAUAUUCUCAAUCUAUUACAUGUGUCUUAGUAACGCUUGCUUACCAGUUGAUGCUUCAAUAUAUUUGGUUUACAGUUUCCAAGGAGAAACUCCUACCUUUAGUGGGAUGUUUGUUUUGCUGUUGUCAUGGGGAAACCCCUAAUCUUUGAUUUUUGUGUUUAGGUCUGAAGGAAGCCUGUUGCUGUAUACACUUUGAAAAUGGUAAAAGAGACUGGAUACUACGAUAUUCUGGGCGUGAAACCCAAUGCUACCCCAGAGGAACUCAAAAAAGCCUACAGAAAGCUUGCCUUAAAAUAUCACCCUGAUAAGAAUCCAAAUGAAGGUGAAAAGGUAUGUAAAUGUUUAGUUGCUAGUUGUAAACUAUCUAGUGUGAUUGGUGAUCCCAAAAUAGCUUUUUCACAAAAAUAAAAGAUGUUCACAUUGUUCUGAAAGGCUAUAAUGUAAUGUCAAAGUUUUUCGGUAUUAUUAUUUCUUCAUAUCUUUUGGUAAUUUUACUGGCAUGCUCCCCUUAUAGAUUGAAGUUGAGUGCCCUUUUCUUCCAUUGAAGUAAAUGCACUUUUUCUAUAGAACAAUCUAGAGACUGGGGGAGAAAACCUACAUAGAAUGUGGCCCCUAUUUAGCUCCUUGAAAAGUUGCAAAGCUUGCAUAUGUUCGAAGUACAUGCAAGUGGAUCUUCAUUUAUGGUGUUCAAUUGCUGAUGUUGUGAAAAGUGUAGUGUGUGCUCUGUGCAUUAGACUACACUUGAUCCAAUCACAGAAAAGUGAAACAAAUCCUCGUUUUGAUUACUGCUCUUCUGGAAAAAUAUACACUUUACAGUUCGUUUUUAAUCUCUUAAUGAUAAUUGUCUGUUCAGUUCAAACAGAUUUCGCAGGCUUAUGAAGUUCUCUCUGAUACCAAAAAGAGAGACUUGUACGAUAAGGGUGGUGAGCAGGCCAUUAAAGAAGGUGGAAUGGGAGGAGGUGGCUUUGGCUCACCAAUGGACAUCUUUGAUAUGUUCUUUGGAGGAGGUGGAAGAAUGCAGAGAGAACGGAGAGGUAAUUAAUUGCUGUAAUACAUUCUUUAACUGUUCAAAAGCCUUGUUGAUGGCUCUGUUCUGAAAUUUGGGUUUGUUUUUCAGGUAAAAAUGUAGUUCAUCAGUUGUCUGUAUCACUAGAAGACUUGUAUAAUGGUGCAACUAGAAAACUGGCUCUGCAGAAGAAUACAAUCUGUGACAAAUGUGAAGGUAUGUGAUUUCAUGGAUUGCUACGGACCUUGGCUUUCUGGUGCAUACUGUCUUCUGUGGGGAUUUUUAAUUUUAUCUUCCAUUGAAGAGUUCUUAUAAUGAAGUUUGUUUUAAACCUAGGUCGUGGUGGCAAGAAGGGAGCAGUUGAAUGCUGUCCAAGCUGUAGAGGUACUGGCAUGCAGAUCAGGAUUCAUCAAAUAGGACCUGGAAUGGUUCAACAGAUUCAGUCUGUGUGCCCAGAGUGCCAAGGUCAAGGCGAGAGGAUAAAUCCUAAGGACCGCUGUAAAAGCUGUGUUGGUCGUAAGAUUGUCAGAGAGAAGAAAAUCCUUGAAGUCCAUAUUGACAAAGGUUUAUCAUUAAUUUUUAUUUUAUUUUUGCUCUAAAACUGCACAAUUGGUAACUUCAGAUAUGAGACUUUACUCUGCUGUAACUGAUAUCUUAAAGGACAACUAUAGUUCCAGUAAAACAAAGUUUUUGCUGGCACUAUAGGAUUAUUAGGUCCCCCUUCCCACUUGCCUUUCUCCAGCGCUGGGGAACUCUCCUUCUCCUGCCGACAUCAGCGCCAAAUUACUCAAUGCUUUCCUAUGGACAUCAGCGUGUUCUUAUUGUGAUUUUUCACUGUGCAAAUCGUGGAAGCGGCCUCUAGUGGCUGUCAGUGAGACUGCCACUAGAAGCUGGAUUAACCCUCAGUGUAAACAGCUGUUUCUCUGAAACUGUUUUAAGCUGCCAGGUUAAAACUAGAGGGACCUGGCACCCAGACCACUUCAUUGAGCUGAAUUGGUCUGGGUGCCUAUAGUGGUCCUUUUUAAACUUCUGUAUGUGUCUUUACAUCAGUGUAUGGCACUAUUCCGCAUGAGCAAUCUAGCUUCACAUCACUGCAAUUUAUGAAUGACAUUCUGAUAAAAAUAAACAAGUAGCGGUCUACCCCAAAAAUGCAUUUUACACUUUGUCAUUCUAGCAUACAAAUUGAUUUUGGAAUCUUUAAUGCUGCAUGUACCAUAUAUCAAUCCAGUCUAAAGAUUACAAUGAACAGUUAAUAAAUGUAAAAAAAAAGCUCCAUUGUCUUUCCUGUCCUAGUACAUAGCCAAUCAUGUUGCCUACCUGGCUUUCUAUUGAAACUUCUGUGCAGAUUUCAGAGACCAUAAUUGGACUAACUCAGUAAAUGGCACAAACUGUAAUAUGGCUCUUAUACUUGUGGUAAAACAUGCAAAUGAUGGCUUUAAGCCCUCUCAUUGGAAUAUAUUGGUUUCUAGUGCUAGUGUGUCUUAACCUCACAAACACUGACCUGCUGGGAUGGCCAUAUGCCAAGAUGGUAAAAUAGCCCUCUCUUUGCUCUGCAGCUUCCCCAGCUGUUGCAUGAGCUUUAUGGCAGAUGCAACAUACAAAAGAUGUAGAUCUAGAAAGCAAGCAAUGACUGCUCCUAGUUUUGUAGGUGCUUUCUUAUUUAUAUUGUUUGUCUCCUCUCGCGAUUUAACAAUUAAGUUUCCAUCUCAUUUAAAACUUUUAAGAUUUCUCAUCUGGCAUCAUAUAUAACUUUUUUCUGUGAUCGUAUAUUCAGACUUAAAUGUUUGAAGUAGACCAUUUUUAGAAUGUUUAAACAUGCAGUAGUCUUGCUCACUGCUGAUUUGUAUUUGAACAGGAAUGAAGGAUGGUCAAAAAAUUACAUUUGCUGGUGAAGGAGAUCAGGAACCUGGACUGGAACCAGGAGAUAUUAUUAUUGUAUUGGACCAAAAAGAUCAUGCUGUUUUUACAAGGUAAAGUUUGAUGAUCCUAUAAUAUUGACCUAUGUAUCAAACUACAAAACCGUGCAUGGUGCAUCUUUUUACUCUGAGACUCACAAGGGCAAGCGUCCGAAAUCAUGUAGAAAGCCGAUCUAAUUAUGAUAAAAUAGAACAUACCAUUUAUUGAAAACUUUUUUUUUUUUUUUUUUUACUAUUGGACAAAGAAGCAAAAAACAUGCAAGCAUAUUCCAGGGAGACACCUCAAUGCAUUUCAUGCAACAUGGCACUUGGUCUUAAGCAUGCCUAAGAGCCAUGUUGCAUGAAGGUGUCUCACUGGGAUAUGCUUUUAAGUGGUUUUGUUUUCCUCUGCUAUAUCCUUAAAUUGUCUCGUUUUUUUGUUGUUGUACUAUUUCAAUAAAGGUUCUGUCUUAUUGUGGACUGCAUCUGCUUUCUACAUGAUUUUGGAUGUUUGCUUGUCUCGUGAUUCUGUUGAUUUACUUCAUGCUGUGCUUGAGUACCCCUGCUUUGGAUGCUGAGCUCCAUUGUAGAAUAACUGGUGCGAGGUUUUUAGAUUUCAAAGAUGUGACUUUGCACCAUGAUCUCUACAUUGUCUUUUUGGAGAGAGUUUGGAUUCUGAGCAUUUCUGGACCUUUUUAUUUUCAUUUUAAUUUUGCACAUCCAGUAUCUGUAACAUUUUCUUUAAUUUAUAAACUUGACAAACAUCCUGAUUUGUGAUUAUGCUCCAAUAAACUAAUAUCCUAGCAGGCUCCACCACCCAGGAUUUUGUUUUUGUAACAAUUUAUAACUGCCUGGAAUACCUAACUCUUGAUAUAAAUGGAACUGUAAUUGCUACAUUUAUAACCUCGAGGUGAAUAUGCUGAGUCUUACUCUUAAAGCUUUUUAAUUACAGGAGAGGCGAAGAUCUCUUGAUGCAUAUGGAAAUUGAACUUGUGGAGGCUCUGUGUGGCUUCCAGAAACCAAUAGUCACACUGGAUUCUAGAACUAUAAUAAUAACCUCUCAUCCUGGUAAGAAACCUGUCUUGAGACAUAAACCAUAGUAUGUGUGUUUGCUCUCUGUGGCAUUUGUGUUCAAUACAGUUUUUCUUUAUUUUGUGGUUGUUUAGGUCAGAUUGUUAAACAUGGGGAUGUGAAAUGUGUGCUCAGUGAAGGAAUGCCAAUCUAUCGCCGGCCAUAUGAAAAGGGACGUCUAAUCAUUGAGUUCCAGGUAAGCAUUUAACAUCUAGAUACUUUCCGGUCAGUUGAUCAAUGUGAAGAAACUUAUCAUGCUAAUGUGACAUUUACUAAUGCGAUCUUUCCCUUUAUUUAGGUUAACUUUCCAACAAGUGGCUUCAUCUCGCCAGACAAACUUCCUAUGUUAGAGAAACUCUUACCUGCAAGAAAAGUUAUUGAAGAGGCUGAAGACAUGGAGCAGGCUGAGCUAAUGGAUUUUGAUCCUUCCCAGCAGCGGCAAAACCAUUACAGAGAAGCCUAUCACGAAGAUGAUGACCAUCCAAGAGGAGGUGUGCAGUGCCAGACCUCUUAAACCAAGCCAGUCCGUAAUGGCACUUGCAGCAUAAACCUUGCUCUUGCUAUCCUUGUCUGACACCCAUCCAUGACUACUGCAACAAGCCAUUAUAAAGAACUCUGCUCUCACAUGUCUGUCCCUGAAGAGAAAUGUAGAAAAACUCUCAUUUUGAGCCUAUGUAAAUCUGAAGGCAUAAACAAAACUACAUUUGUUUUGUAUAAAGCUACCACAAAGACUUGACUGGUGCACAAUCCACUUAUUGAAACCUCAAAUAUUUAAUUGAUACAGGAAAUUAAUAAAAUGUGUUAUACAGUAAGUUAAUAUUUGUAGUCUCGGGACUGAUGUCUGAAACAAUGGCUUUUUAUGUAAAGUUGCAUUUAAAAUUAACUUAUGUACGUACAUGUGAACAUACAAAAAACUUUUUUUUUUAAAUUACACAUGCAAACAAUAAAAGUGUUUUUGUGGUUCUGCAAGAGAUUAUAUAUUGAUACCUGCAAUUCAGAUACAUUAUUAGGAACUGGGCCACAGAAAGUGACUGGCUUUUAAAAAUGAAUGUCGCAUAAAGACUAGUAAAUACCUGCGUAUUAAGAGAGGUGGAUAGAAGAGAAUCCAUACAAGCUCCUGUGAAGACAUCUGAGCUUAUGUCUUUUAUUUUUAACGGUUUUAGGUUUUUGUCUGGUUAUUGCUAAAUGAAUUUAGUGGGUUCUCUGUUGACCAGGAACCAAAGCCAAGUUCUCAAUCCAUGCUAAAAUGGUUUGACAUCUUUCUGUGGAGCAGUGCCCCAGUUGGCACUAAACCACUGCAGUGACCUGUAAUGGUUUUGGCUUGGACUAUUCUGUCUAUAGUGAUUGGUGCACACACAAAUGUUACAGCAAAACCCCUGUCUGCAAGGUUUUUCUGGGAUUGAUUCUACCUAUCCAGUUGGGGUUCUAAUAUUCCACAAAUGAAAGUGUCUCAGGCCUGAUGUCCACAUUAGGAUGCAAUGGAACAUGUAUAGGCCUCGAGCUUGAUCCGACUCAUCUAUGUUAAUUUUGUACUGGCUACUUAUGCUAGCUGAGGUAGGACCAG
Molecule: messenger RNA, 9078 nt
Organism: Pelobates cultripes (western spadefoot toad)
Lineage: Eukaryota; Metazoa; Chordata; Amphibia; Anura; Pelobatidae
Source: the annotation of a GenBank genome assembly